Molecule: messenger RNA, 372 nt
Organism: Protomyces lactucae-debilis
Lineage: Eukaryota; Fungi; Ascomycota; Taphrinomycetes; Taphrinales; Protomycetaceae
Product: ribosomal protein S10 domain-containing protein
Exons: 2
Coding region: 1-372 (123 amino acids)
Biological process (GO): translation
Cellular component (GO): ribosome; cytosolic small ribosomal subunit
Molecular function (GO): structural constituent of ribosome
Source: RefSeq, a predicted model, not a curated record
AUGUCUUCCUACGUCGCCGGUAACGAGAAGCAGGGUAAAGAGGACGCACAGUCUUCUGCCCCCAUCCGCAGGAUCCGCAUCACCUUGACCUCGCGUCACCUCAAGAACGUCGAGAAGGUGUGCGCUGAGCUGGUGGGUCGCGCCAAGGGCAAGGCACUCCGUGUCAAGGGCCCCGUGCGAUUGCCUACCAAGACUCUCAAGAUCACGACCCGAAAGACACCUAACGGUGAGGGUUCGAAGACUUGGGAUACCUUUGAGAUGCGCAUUUACAAGCGUACCAUCGACUUGUACUCCCCUUCCGAGAUUGUCAAGCAGAUCACCUCCAUCAACAUCGAGCCUGGAGUAGAGGUUGAGGUCACGAUUGCCGCUUAA